AAGAUUUACCAUUAAAUAUUUCACGUGAAAUGUUACAACAAAAUAAAAUUCUUAAAGUUAUUCGAAAAAAUUUAGUUAAAAAAUGUCUUGAAUUAAUGGAAGAAAUUUCAGAAGAUAAAGAAUCAUUUAAGAAAUUUUAUGAACAAUUUUCACGUAAUCUUAAACUUGGUAUUCAUGAAGAUUCAACAAAUCGUGCUAAACUUGCCGCUUUCUUACGUUAUCACUCAUCAACAUCAGGUGAUGAAGUAACAUCAUUAAAAGAUUAUGUAUCACGAAUGAAAGAAAAUCAAAAAGAUAUUUAUUAUAUAACUGGUGAAUCUCGACAAAUUGUUGAUCAAUCAGCAUUUGUUGAACGUGUACGUAAACGUGGUUAUGAAAUUAUUUAUAUGACAGAACCAAUUGAUGAAUAUUGUGUACAACAAUUAAAAGAAUUUGAAGGCAAAAAACUUGUUUCAAUUACAAAAGAAGGUUUAGAAUUACCUGAAGAUGAAGAUGAAAAGAAGAAACGUGAACAAGAUAAAGAAAAAUAUGAAACAUUAUGUAAAGUAAUGAAAGAUAUUUUAGACAAAAAAGUCGAAAAAGUUGUUAUCAGUAAUCGACUUGUUUCAUCACCAUGUUGUAUUGUUACAUCACAAUAUGGUUGGUCAGCUACCAUGGAACGUAUUAUGAAAGCUCAAGCUUUACGUGAUACAUCUACAAUGGGUUAUAUGGCUGCUAAGAAACAUCUUGAAAUUAAUCCUGAUCAUUCAAUUAUAAAAACACUUAAAGCUAAAGUUGAUCAAGAUAAAAAUGAUAAAUCAGUUAAAGAUUUAGUUACUUUAUUAUAUGAAACUUCACUUUUGGCUAGUGGUUUUGCUCUUGAAUUACCACAACAACAUGCUGAUCGUAUAUUUCGCAUGAUUAAACUUGGUUUAGGUAUUGAUGAAGAAGAUGCUACAGAAGAAAGUCAUACAGCGGCUGGUGAUUCAAGUACAGAUAUGCCACCACUUGAAACCGGUGGAGACAAUUCGGCUUCUGUUUCGGCUGAUGCCUCACGAAUGGAAGAAGUUGAUUAA
Rotaria sp. Silwood1 is the source of this 1055-nucleotide messenger RNA. The record is from the annotation of a GenBank genome assembly. NCBI's taxonomy places the organism in Eukaryota, Metazoa, Rotifera, Eurotatoria, Philodinida, Philodinidae.